Porites lobata is the source of this 20132-nucleotide messenger RNA. The record is from the annotation of a GenBank genome assembly. Lineage: Eukaryota; Metazoa; Cnidaria; Anthozoa; Scleractinia; Poritidae.
AUGUAUAGUACCGGACUGGAAAAUGGUAACAACACUACCGUUGACCAUGAUGAUGCAACCUGGAUCUUGACAAAUGCCUUUACCAUUUUUACAAUGCAGUCAGGAUUCGGUCUCCUAGAAUCCGGGAUGGCUUCCAUGAAAAAUGAGGCGAACAUCAUGGUAAAGAACGCUGUGGACGUCAUUUUUGGUGGAUUCUCGUAUUGGCUUUUUGGAUUUGCGUUCAGUUUCGGCAUCGUAGAGCGAGGGAAUCCAUUUUGUGGAUUGGGUUAUUUCUUAACAGACGCAGAGGGAAGCAGAAUGGGUCAGGUGUAUUCCAAGUAUUUUUUCCAGCUUUCAUUCGCCACUACAGCGACCACCAUUGUUUCUGGUGCAAUGGCGGAAAGAAUCAAACUCAAAGCCUACAUCUUGUACUCAUUCCUGAACACUCUGACAUACAGCUUCCCGGCACAUUGGAUUUGGGAUGAAAACGGUUUCCUCCAUACAAUGGGCGCAGUGGACAUUGCUGGGUGCAGUGCUGUGCAUUUGGUUGGCGGAGUAAGCGGUUUGGUUGCGACGAUGAUGCUAAAGCCACGAAGCGGACGAUUCGACAAGAAUGCUCCUCCAAAACAAAUGGCUUCACCGACAAAUGUUCUCUUCGGGACUUUCAUGCUGUGGUGGGGAUGGUUGGGCUUCAACUGCGGGAGUACAUUUGGGAUAACUGGCAUGAGAUGGAAGCUUGCCUCAAGGUAUUUUCGAGACUUUUCUCUUUCUUCUUUUACCGCACAGAUACUGUCCGAAUUUUUAGGCACACAGUGUUUUGCUAGGCAUUUUCACCCAUUCCCCCCUUCUUCACGCCUUUUUUUUACGGUAUGAAGAGCCCUUUUUUGAAUUAUACUUCUACCUUUUAAUGGGCUGCGGGAGGGAUUCAUUCUUAUCAUUUUUACGAAUGGGAUUUUUAUACUUUUUAUAAUGUUUAAUGUUUACAUAGUUAGUAUUUGUGUAUUUUCCGCGAGGGCACACUUAAUUUGGAGCCUCGCUCUGUUGUGUGUCCCGCACCUUCGUCCCUCGUUUUUGUGUCUUGUUCAAAUGUAUUUUUUUCCCUAGUCUUUUUUAGCAUUGUAAUCAUGGUGAAAGCGAUUAAAUAAAUAAAUAAGUAAAUAAAUAAACCUAUAUUGGUCAUUACACUUGCAAGAGGUUUAAGUGUCCUUCAGCUGUUAUCUAUCUACAGCGGGAUCUCUCCUUGUCUUAACUUGUUAAAACGUCUGCUCAGCCAGCAACCAAAAUAAGCGGAUCGUAUUUCCUGUUCGUGAGCUUUCCCUAUAAAUCAAGUCUCUUAAAGUAUAACUUAUCUUGUUUUGUGUGUUAUAUAUACCUUUUCCUGGAGAUAAUUUAUGUGGUUUUGUUUUGCAGAAUUAAUCUUUCAACCUUAAAGGUUAAUUAAAUUUGUCUUAUUUUUUUCUAGUUAGUGUUUGUUUCUUUUAUUAGUGGCUCAAGGUCAGUCAGGAUUUCGUCAACAUGGCUGUUUUUCUGCUUUGGGCUUUUGAGCUGUUCUCGUACUUGAAAUUGAUGCUAAUAGUUCGCAAAUUUCUAGCCGAUCGCAGCCGUGCAGGUUCAAUUGUACCAAAACAUUACCCACACCGAGUUUACCUCUUUUUUAUUCUUGCGGUCAGCUAACCCAAACUUUACUGCAAUUAAGUUAAAGAAGAAUAAAGAAAAGAAUUCAAUGAUAAUAUGUAGAUUUAGCCAGGGCUAAAAGCGAAGCUCCCAUUAAUAAAUUUAUAUUUUAAAUCAAACAAUAAACUUGUAAUCCACAAAUCAACUUAAGGGCACAUUCAUGUGACUUUUGAGGGAAAGAAUAAUUUAUUUUAGAGUGAAACAUCUUACAUCGAGUUGAUAGCCUAAAUACAUGUACACCCAAAAAAUAGCAAACAUCUUCUAUCACAUUCAAGAGCCAUAAUGGCUCUUGAUCACAGUAGAUUAGGCCUCGAAAACAAAUUCUUGGAAAACAAAUCAGGCCGCAUUUUUUUGCGUUCGACAGGUUUACUUUACAAAUUCUUGCCAACAAAUCUGAGGGUGUGUAAACCAGCUUUUUAUACUUUUUAUACAUCACAUCUGAGGUGAAACAGUACUUUUUAUCAUACAGACCUCGGACAGAAUACGGCAUUUCACAAUUUUUCAAUAUUCAGGACGAUCAUCGUGGGCUUUUAACGAAACCGUUCAAAAAAUUUCUAAAAUCACCCAUAUGGCCAGCCGGUUCUCAUUUUUAGUGCGAGCUGUCAGUGUGAUCGAGUGUUUGAAUGAACUUUAAUGGAGAUACGCUUCAACGUAAUAACGAAUUGAUUAUCAUUAUUUUUUGUUAUUUAAUGGUUCCGGUUAUAACGAUGUGUAAUCUUAUAAAGCGUUUGAUACGCGCGACAUUUUUUAGUACUCCUGGAAACGAUGUUAGGGAGCUUACGAAUUGACGACUUUCGCACGACGACGCCGUUGGACUGCGUGACGGGCUUACUGCGCAUGCUUAUUUGGGCACUUGCCGGCGUCGCGCCAAAGUCGACGCCGUUGUUAACAGCGAUUCGCCGGCGUCCUAGAAAAAGCAGGACGUUGGACUAAUUUUCAAAGUUUUCCCUACAUACUUCAGCGGAUUUUUCCAGAUAAUUCAAGUACCGUAUUUAUUCGAAUAACCGCCCAGCCUCGAAUUAGCGCCCACCUCGAAUAAGCGCCCAUCCUAAAGGCAGAAAAAGUUAAUAAGCGCCCACCCUCGAAUAAGCGCCCACCUUUUGCUCCUCCCAAUCAAACUCAAAUAAGCGCUCACCCGUCCCCACCCACUUGAGUGAAUAAAUUCUAAUAAGAGACUUCCCCGAGGACGGAGUCUUCUUCAGAGUAUUUUACAGAAACCUUGCUUUGUUACUUCUUCGCGUUUUGUCAUUAGCAUUUAUUGUUUUGUUACAAAAUAAACAUACUUCACUUGCUGAAAAUGGUGAAAAUUUAAUAAGCGCCCAGCCUCGAGUAAGCGCCCACCUCGAAUAAGCGCCCACUCUCAUAGUCCAAAAAUUUAAUAAGCGCCCUGGGCGGUUAUUCGAAUAAAUACGGUAUCACAUUAGGGACAUGUUCUUUACAUAUGUUUUCGAUUGGUCUGUUUGUUUUCAUUGGAGUAACGACCCGAAGAAUCAACACCAUAGCUAGCUGUAGACAAACAUAAAUUAACACCGAGUGAAACCAUAUUGGCAAGAUGGUACCAAAGCUACAACUAGACCAUUGCAAGUGGUUAUAUCAUCACAGUAACUACAGUUGUUCAGGAAGUUUAUAAAUGCCCUACCUGUAUAUAAACGCGCCUUGCAGUCGUCCUUUGGCGUAUCGUCUAAAUGCGCAGUUAACUCUGAGUUUGUUGACGAAACGCAAAAAGUAUAAAUACAGUGAAAUACUCGGUCCUUUUAUAAAUCUGUUUCCAUAAGCGUCUGCAAUACAAGCUCUCGUUUCUUUUAUGAAUUUAGACAUUUUGGUUGAACAAAUAAGCUUACUUGUGAAAAGAAGAAAACAAACUUCAAAAACGGCGGGAAAAUUUGCCUGCCGCGCGCACGAACGUCGUCGUCUUUACUACGAAUCGUAAAUUCAAAUUUCUACAGGACGGCAACGCAGAACUAUGACGUGACCCAGCGGCGGCGUCGUGCGAAAGUCGUCGAUUCGUAAGCUCCCUGUUCAUGAACGAUGAAAACAAACACCACGGACAAGCGAUUAAAAUUGCAAGAGAGACUACUAACAAUCAAAAAAAGAGAUAUAAUUCGGUAAAACAUUUACAGAGACAACAAUUUUCAUUCACGAAGACAAGUAUUAAAGUGUCUCUAAAAAUCCUGAGUCUUUAAGCUUAAAGCUUAAGCUUAAGUUUAUUUUGUUUUACUUUCAGCCGGCCUCCCGGUGUUUGUUUUUUUUUUUCAAAGAUGAACUCCUCGAAACAAGAAAAUCACUCAAAGUUUUCUUUCUACAGCCAAAUUUAUAACUAAAUAUUCUUCGUAACGUUUUUUUUUUCUAUUUGCCGUGAGAAAAUAUAUCUGAAGGCCUUUUAAAGUUCUGUAAGCUUAUAUCAAACCUGAUACUAGAUCAGAUCAUUGACUCAAAUCUCAACAAACGUGCAAAAACUUGCCGCAUAAACUGUGCUCGACUUCAUGAAAUUAGAUAUAACAAAAACAAACAUUAAAUACAAUAAUUACUCAGGCUUACCAUUCGAGAUUCAGUUCCUGAAAGAUAUCAAGGAAGGCCAUAGUUGCUUGAGACUUUUAAACCCUCUUACGCAUUGAGCAAAGUGAAAGACGAAAACGAUGCCAUCCGAAAUCGGAUUACCCAAUUUUGACAAGCGACGCAUUUCUCAACCAAAAACCCAAUAAACAAACCAGCCAUGGAUAACAGAAGACUCUUGAUAGCAGCUGUAUUUCAUUUUGUACAUCCGGUGGAAAAAGACAGUUAAAAACAUCACAAGUAGACACAAAACUCUGUCAGCUUUUCCUGUCAAAGUAAACAACUCUUAAGAUGCUGCAUAAACUUUCCGCAUGAACUCACCUGUCAAAUUUUGACCAAUCAGAGUACAAAAAUUAGACGUAGAGCGUGACCAACGCGUGACCAUGGUAAGAAGAGUCUUCCCCGCCUUUAUUUUAAAAAAAAGUGGCUGAAUUUUCGCGUCCGAGGUCAGUUUGAAAUCAAAAUCUUGAUAGUGCGGGGCCAUAGAGACAUAAACACAACAUAUUUCAUAUGAAUCAUUAGAAAAAAUUGACUUGAGCCUGCGAUCAUUUGAAACUGGUAAUUUGUCAGCGGAUGACUUCAAAAAAGUACUCGACCUCGAUGGGUCGACACUUGAGCCCGCGGUACGGUCAGGUGAUACUGGUCAGCGGAUAUCCUGUUUUGACAGCUGUCAAUUGAUCACAACAUUGAUGUGCAAUUAGUUUUCUAUUGGGCUCCCAAACUAGCUAGAAAGUGUGAGAGUAAACAUUGGUUUCCCUGUGGUGCGGACGGACGGUCGUACGGUCACGUGAUUACCAAAUUUUCUCGGAUGGGUAGAUUACCACAUUUCCUUAGCUAUGGGGCUCCGUCCACGCGCGUGCUUCGCGCGCGCGUAGAGCUCCGCUAUCAAAGGACACUCUUGUUAUAUCUGCAGUUCUUGAUAGAGUAGUGAGAGGGUUUUGUACUAUUUUAUUCCAGUUAAACUAGUUAGUUUAUCCUUUUAAUAUAUAUAUUUUAAUUUUCUUUCUUUAUUCCUUUUUUAUGCCACUUUUAUUUCUGAUGGUAACCUUCCUCUUAGUGAUUAGCAAGUACUGAAUAGAGAAGGGGAAAGAGCAAUACCAAAUAAUUCAAUUUACGCAAAAACUUGUUUGCACUAGGUCAGCGGUCGUGACGAUAAACGGAGCUAUUGGAGGUGGAAUCGUUGGAACAGUGUACAGGUACGUAUAUGUCCAGGAUCGAUAGCUAGAAAAAGUUUUAUUUUCAUUUUUCUUUUAGCCCCAGAAGAAAGUUUGUUUUCAAACCAAAAUAUUGGGCAAUUUGUUUAAAUAUAUAUUUUUUUGUUUCAUUCUUUUGUUUACUUCUUCAUCGCCUUGCCGUAAGGAUUAGUUUGCCGUUUCAUAUUUUUCUACAAGUUUAGUCGUACUGAUGCAGGUCUACAACUGGGAGGUCCAGCACCACUCAUUGGUUUGUUGCUGUGGACUUGCUGACAUUUUAUAUAUUUUCGAUAGCUAGACCCUAUCAUAAAGUGUCAUCAUGGCUACAUGUUCUCCAAAUAAUCUUUAGCUUCAAAUUUGUGCAAAGUAAUUCAGUGUCAAUGACAAACUGUCCAGUCACAGUGCACGUGAAAAUCGCCGCGCGCGAGUUGAAGCAAGCCGCGAUUUUCAAGUGCGCUCGCGUUUUUCUACCUUAACUAUCCCUGAAGAAAGUAAGGGACUAUUCGUAGUCUAGGCUCAGUGGGAGGGAGUAAGGGGGAGUUUCUGGAUUUUCUUUUAUAUUUGAAAUUUUCCAAUCCGGAAUUUUUCUCUCCUCAAUCCCCCUCCCUUUUUCCCUUCCCCCCAAUCCCCAAACUCUUUCGACGCCUGCUACGCAGGCCGCAAAUUUCUAAUUUUUCGUGUUAUAUCAUUUAAUGCUUUGUGGAGAUUUUUAAGGCUCGGAAAUUCAGCAUGGGAUGUUUUUUUUGGUCAACUUUUGGUCCAGGGAUUUUUUUAUGGGGUUUGUUAAAAACCCUAGGGAGUUUUAUGGGUUUAGAUUUUUGUCCCCAUUCUAUCACCCCCGUCACUUGAAAUCCGGAAUACCCCGCCGUGGAGUCUAGGGCGGGUCACCAGCUAAUUGUAAGGUAAAGGUAUGAACGAUUUCAGCCGGUUUUUUCUUCGAAGGCCUCUCUUCAAAGAAAACUGUACGUUCGAAUCAAAAGCACUAUAAAACCCAAGUAAGUACAGUAUCAGCGAUGGAAAAGACAGGACGUCUCGAGCAUCCUUGCAGAACUGCCCAUACAAAUUAAUCAUGGCGAUAAAGCACUAUAAACCAUUUAUCCACUCGUUUAUUUGAUUGAGGAUACUGGCAUUUGCCUGUUUUUUUGUAUAAUUGGUUGUAAGGCUAGUUUCAAUUGUCUGUACUCUUUAGUUACGUUGUCUACAAAAACAAAUUGGACAUACCUUGCUUCGUCACUGGAAUCAUAUCAGGUCUCGUGUCCAUCACCGGUUAGUGAGUAGAUAAGAACUGAUAUACGCCUUAGCAGUUAACCGAGUAUGCCCUUUUUUACGGUUUACUGAUAAAGAUGAUUUUCUUAAAUUGUGUAAUGACUAGAGGUAUACAUUAUCGACAGCCUCUUAAAAGGAAAUUGGUUGGGUUAAUGACUGUGUAUAACCUGAGGCGCUUGUACUGGGUUUUAAAACUCACACCCUGAACAUUUUUCAGAUCGCUCGUAGUUCAUCCAAAGGUCGCGCUAAUCAUACUAGCUAUUACUCCCUUCCUUCCCACUACUUAACCCCCACCCGUUGCUCCCUCCCUCCGUACUACUACUCCUUGCCGUCUAUUAACAUCCCUUCCCACUACUCUCCCUCUAUUUACCCAAAAUAAAGAAUCACGCUGGUGAUAAGCGCUACACUCAAACAAGUACCUUACUUUGUCAAAAAGGGAAGUACACUUUACUCUACGUACGUUCAUUUGUAAACCAGUUACCUGUGAAGACGUUCCAUAGCUUUCAUCUCAACAAACGUCCUGUUAAACAUGCUUUAGUCAUUAUGCUUUUUAUGAGUAAUAAGUAGUUUUGCCUGGGCCUUUUGUUGUCUUCAAUUUCCUACUACUUGGCAGUUUUCCCGACGUUGCUAUACCAUUUUCCUUCAAGAACACGAACACUGCAAAAAGCUGGAAACCUGGGGGGCUUCUCUUGCACGAGCAGUGCAGGAGUACUUGUUCAGCUGAGGGAAAAUCACACGACAAUCAAUAGUUUUUGGCUUCAUGAGAUACCAAAUUUUUAAAGAUAAAGUAAUCCGCUCCCACUCCCACUUUGAGCACGGGAGCGGAUGACAACAUUUUGAUACUCGCUUGCAAUUAAGUCAUUGCCAAUGACCAUCAAAGGCAAAGGGAGCUGGUAAAUUGUAUAAUCAUGGCCUGUUUUAACGAUAAGUGGUCGCCAUCUUGAAACUAAGGACGAAUAUCAAGGGUCUUUACAUUAAUUGAAGAUACUAAUAAAGCAAUGAAUCUUAUUUGAUGGUCUAAAAUUGAUCAACUUUUUGCUGAUUCAAUUUGAAGGAAUAUGCACUGUGGCUCGUCCUUGGGAAGGAAUCUUCAUUGGUGCAGUGGGUGCUCUAAUAGCAUGUCCUGGAUGGUCUCUUCUUGAUCGACUCCGAAUCGAUGACCCUGUUGGCUGUGUUCCCAUCCACCUCUUUGCUUCAGUCUGGGGUCUCUUGGCUGUUGCCCUGUUUGCUGAGAAAGACAUUGUCGAUGAUAAUCUUUCUAAGGAGUUCCAGGAGUUCCGAGUCGGGAUCUUUAAGGGUGGUCCUUGGAGAUUUUUGGGAGUGCAGGCACUUACGAUUGUGGCUGUUUCCGUAUGGACCGCAACUGUUACUUUUCUGGAACUACUAUUGAUCGAUAAGCUGGUUGAAAUGCGCGUAUCCCCACAGGAAGAACUACUGGGCGCUGACAACGUUCAACAUGGAAUUGAACGAGGCUGUAGUCAACCCGUUUGUUUGUGUGUGUCAGUCAAUUCUCCCAUCAACCAAAAGGGUCUGGAAACGAUUUCUUGUGAAUCAGAGAGACACUUUCAACGCCUGCCGACACCUCGAUCACCUUCAGGUUCUUUUUCCUUCCCAGUCCACCACCGUGUAACUCUAUUGGAUACCAUGACUGAGCGACAGUCAGGAGGCUUUUGUACUGGUGACAUAUUACAUUGAGCCAAACCAGUCAUUAGGCAGCCUUAAUUACUCACUUGUCUGAGUAUGCCUUCUCAAGACGGAUGCGUUAACAGUGUGAUGUGUUGACUUGUGCAAGAAAAAGUGCUUAAAUGGCUGUGAAGUAAAGACUUCCGAAUGCUGAUUGCUGGCACCAUGUCAUUAAAGAUGUCGGAAGAAAUCAGAUCCAUGUUAUUUGUUUUAUUGUUUUUAAUAUAGUUUGUAGGAUAAGCAAACAACGCGUCUUACCUUUUUUGCAACAAUAUGGAACGGGUGUGCAUUGGCAAUUUUCGUGGUAAAUUUAGGUGACUAAAUAUACGCCGGAAAAGAAGUUAUGUGUAAGGUACAUGACAGCUUCUCAUCUAGCGAAAAUGAUUUUUCAUUGUAAACAAAAAGGCGCAAAUAAAUAACAAUCAAACUGAUGAAAUGAUGCUAUAGAUUAUUUGUAAAAGACAAAUUCAUGACUGUAUUUUUUUUUCUUUUACUGUACUUUGAGCUAUAAAAUUCGCCCAACCUACUCUCUGUCAAUCAAAAAGGAGAAAUUUCAGUCGUUCGUGGAAAGUUGAACGUUGAAAGUUCUUUCGGUUACAACCUUCCAGCGCUAAAAAAAAAAAAGCUCUGACCACUCUGGUACGUGAACAACGAAGCCAGCAAUGAGAAAAGAUUGUGACCAACGUCUGUGAACGUCUGCCAAUGCCUUGGUCACCGUCACGCUCUUUUUCUUCGCCAGUACACCGUGAAGCUCCAUGGAAAACGACGUUUGAGCGACAGUCAGGAGGUCUUCCUACUGCUAACAUAGUACAUUAAGCCAAACCAAAAAAUCUGGAGUCCAAAAUCUGAAUCCGGAAUCCGGGAAACUUUUCCAUCUGGAAUCCGGAAUCUUAGGCGUUAGGAUCCGGGAAACAGCUAAAGGAAUCCGAGAUCCCAAUAAUGAUUAGAAUCCAGAAUCCGAGUUCUACUGACAAAGAAUCGGAGAUCAGGACCUAAAAUCCAGAAUCCUUAGCGUUGAUUCCAAGACUGUCUUGGAUUCCCUCACAUGGGGCCACUCAAGUGUUUGAGUGAGCAGUUCUUGAGGCAUACGGCUAGGAGUGUGAUUUUUUAAAUUAUAGCAUGACAUACAUGUAGUUUUUGAAUAACUGAAAAUUAUUAAGUGUACUUUCCAUUAGGAAAUCUGGAUUUUGUUGGUUUGAAAUUCAGAUUUUGAAUUUUGCAAUAAAGUGCGAUUUGCAAUAGAGUGCGAUUUAAAACAGCAACUUGCUGUUUUACUUCAAUUCUGUGCUCAAGUCACUACUAGUACUUGUAGUGCCUUUAUCCAUACCAAAAAAUGCUUUUGUAGAGUCAUGAAAGAGGUAUCAAACAAUUUCAUCAGCUGAAAGAAGCAAGGCUUAUUAUAUAGCAGAGGAUAUCAGAUAUCAUCAUAGAACUGAAUUUCAUCAGCGAUGCACCUGAAUGACGCACUUAAAAGAUAACGUUUAAGUCAUUCCAAAGUCAUCAGACGUUGAGCGUCUGUCUUAUACUGGACGUUCAAGUCUCAAAACGGAACUUAAACGUCUCUAACAAAAUGGUCUUCGUAGAGAUCUAAAGUGGCCGCGCGAGUGUAUUUAAUCAAGAUCAAGAUACCUACAACUCUCUUAGUCUUGUUUAUCAAUACCGUGAUCAUUCUCGUGCAACUACUUCCAGUACGUAGUCAUAAAAGCGACCACUGCCUUUGUAAGUAAGAGAUAGCGAAAUGCCUUUUCUUAUGCACUCUUUUAAGUUACUAAUGCUUAAAUUUCGUAAGGAUCCGCGAUCAAACUCGAGGCAAUAAAUUUGAAAAGAUGCCUGGGUUUUAGGCGCUAAAGCCAGAGAUUAAGGGAGCUCUGUCACAGCAGUCCAGUUCAUUUUGCUUAAUUUUGCCAAUUACUUGGCCUCAACCUCUAUGGAACGUAAAGUAAGUAAAUAAAUUACAUGUAAAUGACAAAAUCAGAAAUUCAAGACAAACAAAUAUGUCUCCUGGGCAUUAUUUUUGAAGUUGCAAACAGCAGAGAUCAACUUUUAAAAACUGUUAGGCUGAACAGUUUUCAAAAACCCUAAUUUCAAUCCGUUUCAAUCUUCUUCAGUUUUGCCCAUCCGUGGCAUCUGUUGUUUCUGUUGUGUUAUUUUAACCUUCCUUUAAAGUUUUAAGCGGUUAUUUUUAUGUUUCUCUUAAUUUAACGGACAUUUUGUAAUUACCUAACUUGUCUGAAUUUCGUGACACAGCUCCUUUUAAGAGGCCUUUAGGUAGACGCGUAUGAGCAUGCUUAGUAAGGGGUCUGGUUUCAUGCUCACCCGAUCAAGAUUGUCUGAAAUCGCUAGAAAUGCAACUAAAACAAAGUAUUACUAAAAAUCUCCAUUAAAAAUAACAGAGGACGCUUGAUGUCAAAAUUAGUCUCCAGUGAGGAAAAACGGUGGAUUUACUUGCAGGAGAAUUGUUUGUUUCUACACUUGCGUUUUGGUAUCUCUUUAUUGCAAUUCAACUUAGUUUAUUUUCCCACUAUAUUUUAGUUAGUGCUAAGUUACAGCCUUUUAAAAAGUAACACCAACACAAAGUCCAGUUACCUUUUAGGCGUGUUUGAAUGUUUAAUUCUGCAGGUUUAAAGGGAAGGCGAUCACCGAGUUCAAAAUAAAAGUGUCGUGAACAGUCUUAAAAGGGUGUCUAAGAGAUUUGGGAGAUAAUUCAAAGAUUGUUGACUGCACUAUUGAGAAUUUAGUUCCAUCAGUUAGAUAGUUGUUUAAUUGUCACUAUUAUCGAGGCCCUUGCAUUCCAAGUUGUGACCAACUUACGCAUGGUACGGCAAUGCAACCGCUGCUUAAUACAUCGGAGAAACUAAACGAAGACUUAAAGACCGUUUCAACGAACAACGCAGACCAGUUGACAACCCAGUGGCAGAUCCAGGGGAGGGGCCGGGGGACCGGGCAUCCCCCUUAUUUUUAGCCCAAACUGAGGCCCGAAGGGCCGAAAAAAAUUUUGUUUUAGAGACCGCGCGCCCCACCUCCUUAUCUAAGGGUCUGGAUGACCGGGGCCCCCUUAUCUGAAGGUUUGGAUCCGCCCCUGCAACCCAAGUAAAAUCUCCAAACCCACCAUAGUCUCAGAAUAUUUUCUUACUAAAUAAAUGAUCAAUCCGCUAACGACACUAUACUUAUUCCACUUGAAAUCAUUAAAUCCAAUAGAGACAGUACGUGAAAAGCUAGAAAGGCAUACCUCAUCGAGAGAGAAAAAACUCAUGAAUCCUUGGGUAUUAAAAUAAGAAAGAUAAAAUGUAAUACCGUCCGUCCAUUUGUGUUUAUUUAUACUAUUUUUACUUUUCAAAUUUCUUUUGAAUAACGACUUCAACGGUUUUUGUGUUCAUAUACUUUCAACGUUCACCACUCUCCUUCAGUUUUUAUUUUGACACGUUGUUAUAGUAUCGUGAACGCUGUCCUUCAUUUAGCUUGACCUCGUCAUUUGUAUGUAAGACCCUGCAGACGAAAGGCCGUGCCUUUCGAAAUAUCAUAACAAAAAAUUAAAUAGAUAUAUUCCCGACUGUAUUGUACUAUAUUAUCAGCCUUCCUACGUUCCUUCCGUUGUCCAUACGCAAAUUGCGCCGGAUCGAUUUGUUGUUUUCCAAAAUAAAUACUAACCCACGCGAUAACCUGCGAUCAGGCGUCGCGCUUCCCCGAAAACAGUAAAAGGAAAAGAAAGAAGAAGGCCUGAUCGAACGUCAUCGGCACAAAAGCCGUCGUGAAAUAAAGAAAUGGCGUCAUUACGUUGCUAUGGCAGCCACGAUUUAGCAAUUAGGCAGCUGUGUGGUGACGGCUUUGGAUGAAAAAUUCCGGAUGAUGAGUCGGACCCGUAUUAUUAUUUAGCUAGCUAGUUAGCCAAACAGGUAGACCACUCUCUGUUUGUGUGGCCAUGUGGUUUACACUUUGCUCCAAAAUACUGAAAAUAUCAGGAUUUAAACGGAAAUGUUUCAAUAAAAGUUCAGAACGAAAUGUUUAGAAAUAACUGAGUCAUGUGUAGUGUUUUUGUUCGGUGUCUCAAGCUGUGAAAAUCGUUAUUUUGCGUAAUAAUUCGUCGACCAGCGGUAACUGUGUGUCAAGUUUCGGCUAGUACUUUUAUGUGAGCUCCAUGUUUGGUUAAAUGUUUAAAACAAACGUCGCUCCCACAUGGAUCCCGCUUUCUUCAACGUAAGAAAACUUAAGUGAAAUAAAGUACAUUUUCUCGUUUGUCUUUCGGUUCACCUGGCUUGUGUGGCUACUGGAAGCUUACGUGCGUCCAAUUUUUUUCCAGUUUGUUAUUUCGUGAUCACUAGAGUACCUUAGAAAUUAAAUGCUUGCAUUGACAAAGAUUAAUUUUUUUUAAUAUAUAACCCAUUGGUUCAAGCUGCAAAAAUGACAACCUCCUCAGUUUAAUAUGCUAAUGAGUCUUAAGUAGUUUUUACAGUUAGAUAACUAGCAUGUGCGAUACAGGUUGCCAUGGUAACUGAACGUGGGGAAGAAUUAUUGAUAGACGUCAUGGGCAGGCUAAAGAGAUAAUGAAAGAAUGAUAGUCUUUAAACUAGAGCCUAAAUAAGCCAAGAAGUAUUUCAAGAUAAGAAAAUUUUUAAUUCUUCAAGUUAAAGAAAGCUUCAUACACAACCUAUCUUUUCACUUCAGGUUUACUUAAGCCUAUUUUCCCACGCAACAUAAUUAAGAUUGAUUGACAUGCUUCGCCUUUCUCAAAGCUCAAGAAACCGAAAGUUCGCCAAGUCGGUUUUAAGGAUGAUUUCCAAGACACUUGAAACUUUCUUGAGUCGUUUCAACUUUCCCGUCUUUAAUGAGAUGAAAAGUAAAGUUACUUGAGAUUCUACUUAGGCCUUCACACACGCAUUUUUGGUUAAGGAAAACUUAGCAGCUCUUAAGUCUUACUUAACAGUCUAGUGUAAAGACAACCAAUAUUGGUAAAAGGAGUUAUUGAGUACAUGACGGUCUCAGUUAGCCCUAUGAAUUAGGAUCUGUUUACCAUAAAAUAGCCUUUCAUAAAAACAGGUGCCAUCUCUAUUUUUAUCAAACGUAAACGGAAGAUCUACAAAUUGGAAUAAUCGACAGAAAGUUAGAAGGAUAAGCAAAGCGUUCAAGCUACUUCGGAUAGAAAACAUAAAUGUAUAGUACCGGACAGGAAAAUGGUAACAACACUACUGUUGACCAUGAUGAUGCAACCUGGAUCUUGACAAAUGCAUUUACCAUUUUUACAAUGCAGUCAGGAUUCGGUCUCCUAGAAUCCGGGAUGGCUUCCAUGAAAAAUGAGGCGAACAUCAUGGUAAAGAACGCUGUGGACGUCAUUUUUGGUGGAUUCUCGUUUUGGGUUUUUGGAUUUGCGUUCAGUUUCGGCAUCGUAGAGCGAGGGAAUCCAUUUUGUGGAUUGGGUUAUUUCUUAACAGACGCAGAGGGAAGCAGAAUGGGCCAGGUGUAUUCCAAGUAUUUUUUCCAGCUUUCAUUCGCCACUACAGCGACCACCAUUGUUUCUGGUGCAAUGGCGGAAAGAAUCAAACUCAAAGCCUACAUCUUGUACUCAUUCCUGAACACUCUGACAUACAGCUUCCCGGCACAUUGGAUUUGGGAUGAAAACGGUUUUCUCCAUACAAUGGGCGCAGUGGACAUUGCUGGGUGCAGUGCUGUGCAUUUGGUUGGCGGAGUAAGCGGUUUGGUUGCGACGAUGAUGCUAAAGCCACGAAGCGGACGAUUCGACAAGAAUGCUCCUCCAAAACAAAUGGCUUCACCGACAAAUGUUCUCUUCGGGACUUUCAUGCUGUGGUGGGGAUGGUUGGGCUUCAACUGCGGAAGUACAUUUGGGAUAACUGGCAUGAGAUGGAAGCUUGCCUCAAGGUAUUUUCAAGACUUUUCUCUUUCUUCUAGUACCGCACAGAUACUGUCCGAAUUUUAGGCAACAAUGCUAGGCAUUUUCCCCCAUUCCUUCCUUACUCACGCAAUUUUUUUUACGGUAUGAAGAGCCCUUUUUUUUAAUUAUACUUCUACCGAUAUUGGUCAUUACACUUGCAAGAGGUUUUAGAGUCCUUCAGCUGUUAUCUAUCUACACCGGAAUCUCUCCUUGUCUUAACUUGUUAAAACUUCUGCUCUGCCGGCAACCGAAAUACGCGGAUCAUAUUUCGUGAGCUUUCUCUAUAAAUCAAGUCUCUUAAAGUGUAACUUAUCAUGUUUUGUGUGUUAUAUGUACAAUUUCCUGGAGAUAAUUUAUGUGGUUUUAUUUUGCAGAAUUAAUCUUUCAAUGUUAAAGGUUAAUUUAAUUUGUCUUAUUUUUUUCUAGUUAGUGUUUGUUUCUUUUAUUAGUGGCUCAAGGUCCGUCAGGAUUUCGUCAACAUGGCUGUUUUUCUGCUUUGGCCUUUUGAGUGUUCUCGUACUUGAAAUUGAUGCUUAGCUCGCAAAUUUCUAGCCGAUCGCAGCCGAGCAGGUUCAAUUGCACCAAAACAUUACCCACACCGAGUUUGCCUCUUUUUUAUUCUUGCGGUCAGCUAACCCAAACUUUACCACAUUUAAGUUGAAGAAGAAUAAAGAAAAGAAUACAAUGAUAUAAAAGGACACUCUUGGUAUAUCUUCAGUUCUUGAUUAGUGAGAGAGAUUUGUAGUAUUUUAUUCCAGUUAAACUAGUUACUUUAUCCUUUUAAUAUAUAUAUUUUAAUUUUCGUUCUUUAUUCCUUUUUUAUACCACUUUUGUUUCUGAUGGUAACCUUCCACUUAGUGAUGAGCAAAUACUGAAUAGGGAAGGGGAAACAGCAAUAUCAAAUAAUUCAAUUUACGUAAAAACUUGUUUGUACUAGGUCAGCGGUCGUGACGAUAAACGGAUCUAUUGGAGGUGGAAUUGUUGGAACAGUGUACAGGUACGUGGGAAGUUCCUCCCAAAGCUCACAGAUAUGUCUAGGAUCGAUAGCUAGAAAAAGUUUUAUUUUCAUUUUUCUUUUAGCCCCUGAAGAAGGUUUGUUUUCAAACCGAAAUAUUGGGCAAUUUGUUUAAAUAUACUUAGUAUAUACUAAAACAGUGGAUAGUGUUUUUCGCGCGCUUUGAUUGGCAACUCAAACAGUGAAUAUCCUUCACUGAUUCACCUCCAGUUCCUCCGAGUAAGCGACGCCAAACUCGCGUAAGUUGCGAGGAAAAUGCCUUCCCGGUUCGCUGCCGUAACAAACAAAGAAAUUUCACAACUAAGCAAGCAAGCUAUGAAGAAGGUGACGAAGUUCGGUUUGGAAGUUUUAACAAGUAAAGAUUUGUCUUUUUGACUUGAAUUUAUCGAUAAAACCGGUAAAAAAGUUUUUUGUUUACAAAUGCAAAUUAACCUUAAGUCUUGCAUUACUUUAUUUAGUUGACUUGUUCAUAAAUAAGCUUAAAACUAGAUUUAAUAAUCUUUUUUACAGAAUGAUUUUAAAUACAAAAAGAAUUCACAACUCCUUUUGAAGAAAUUUCCCCGCAAGAGGUAAACAAAUGCCUUCAAAAGUUUUAUUUGUCGGCAAGAAAAAGCGACGACCGCGGCCGUUCGGUCAUUGCGCGCCAAAAUUGUAAUCGUUGGCAACAGUAAAUGAGUUAAAAAUCAUCAUUUUUGUGCUCAAUUAUCUCACUGUUUUAGUAUAUACUAAAACAAUUAUUUACCUCAGUGUCGGUGGCUAGUGGUGGUAUUUACCUCGCCGCUUCGCGGCCUCGAUAAAUUCCAGCACUACCCACCUCCACUUCGGUGAAUAAUUGCUAUAUAUUUUUGUUUUAUUCUUUUGUCUACAAGUUUAAUUAUACUGAUCCAGGUCAGAACUGGGAGGUCCGGCACCACUCAAUGGUUUGUUGCUGUGGACUUGCUGACAUUUUAUAUAUUUUCGAUAGCUAGAUCCUAUUAUAAAGUGUCAUCAUGGCUAAAUAUUCACCAAAUAAGCUUUAGCUUCAAAUUAGUCCAAAGUAAUUCAGUGUCAAGAGGGUCUCAAUGGGGUUAACCGAUAGCCGUAAAACGGCCAAAAAUUUAGUCGAUAGCCGUAAAAAUUGAAACAUUUUAACCGUUAGCCGUAAAUAGAGUAAAAAAGAGUUAACCGUAAAAGAAACUGUUCCCUAGAUUUCCCACUUUUAAGGGAGGUACAAAACUCACUUAUGGUUGCGUUUUUUAUUUCCCGGCUAGUGUGACUCCGUACGUACGUUAGGCGAGGCGCCUUUUAGGUGUUGACCAAGACCUAGGCUCCAUUUCCUCCACUCUCUCGGGGAACUAAUUUUUUCCAUAGCGAAAGUGUGGCUUCUUGCUGGAGAUUAAUAUUUGCGAUUUUCAGGAGGUCGUGCCCUCAAAACACUAGUGAAACAACUCGCAGAGAUGUCACUGUUUGUAAAACACGUUGCCGAUAAACAAUAUUUCCCUGUUUUUCUCUGAUGCUACGGUAGACAUUGCCGUCCCUGUACGGCGUCUUUCCACGCAAUCUCGGUCAAGGAAUUCGGUGGCGAACUCGCUGGGACCACGUGACCCGAAACGCAUUAGCCGCGCGAAAUAAUGGGGCCUACGGACAAGUCAACUGCAGACAGUCGUUCCGUACAGUCCUUCGCUAUCAUUAAAAACACUGGACACGGGAAUUUUGUUAUUGGCCGUUUUCACGCUAGAGCCAGAGAUGGAUUAUCCGUCUGAUGCCUGUGUACAGUAGCGCCCUCCCCACAGACACUCCUUCUCCGAUUUUUUUGAGGGAAGGGGGCGGUUGCACACAGGCUAUCUGGAACGGGAUAAUCCUGUCUUGAAACUGUCCGUCGAAAUUGACGGAUAAAGUCAGGCGGAUUGUUCAUUCAAAAUUAAAACUAUUCCAUUUUCAAAUUACGAAGUAUUACCUAUCUGACGCGAGUCAUCAAACGGAUAACUCGUCUCACACGAGUAAUCCGUCUCUAGUGUGAAAACGGCUUCCGCUUUUGCUUUUUCACAAAGAUUAUUAAAUAAUCUUUUUUUUAAAUUGACUAUUGACAUUUCUAUGUAUAAAAUAAUAUUAGAAGUGAAAUACUUCAUGAAAGGUAUGAUCUAUCAAAUGUUAAAAUUUUUCAAAAGAAUAGUUUGUUUCAGCCCGAGAUGAUCUGAAGACCUUAUUUCGAUUUAAAGAUACAAAAAAUACAGGUUAAUUAAUAUUUAACUUUUUGAAACAAAAGAAGUUAAUUUUUAACUUUUUUGUUAACCGUAACUGAAAAAAAUUAACCGAUAGCCGUAAAAUAGCCAAAAUUUUAGCCGAUAACCGUAAAAGCCACCACCCCAUUGAGACCCUCUGUCAAUGACAAACUGUCCAGUCACAGUGCGCGUGAAAAUCGCCGCGCACGAGGGGAAACAAGAUGGGAUUUUCAAGUGCGCUCGCCGAAAGUGAGCGAUUAUUCGUAGUUUAGGCCCAGUGGGGGUAGUAAGUGGGGGAGGGGGGGUCUGGAUUUCAAGUGACGGGGAUGAUCGAAGGAUUUUCCAGUUUUCCAAUCCGGAAUUUUUCUCUCCCAAUCCCCCUCCCUUUUUCCCUUCCUCCCAAUCCCCAAACUCUUUCGACGCCUAACUUCUAAUUUUUCGUCUUAUAUCUUAUAUUUUUAAGUCUCGGAAAUUCAGCAUGGGAUUUUUUUUGGUCAACUUUUGGUCCAGGGAUUUUUUUAUGGGUUUUGUUAAAAACCCUAGCGAUUUUUAUGGGUUUUGAUUUUUGUCCCCAUAAAAUCAUCCCCGUCACUUGAAAUCCGGAGUACCCCGCCAAGGAGUCUAGGGCGGCUCACCAGCUAAUUGUAAGGUAAAGGUAUGAACGAUUUCAGCCGGUUUUUUUCUUCCAAGGCCUCUCUUCAAAGAAAACUGUUCAAAUCAAAAAAGUACUAUAAAACCCAAGCAAGUACAGUAUCAGGGAUGGAAAAGAUAGGACGUCUGGAGCAUCCCUGCAGAAUUGCCAUUACAAAUUAAUCAUGACGAAAAGCACAAUAAACCAUCAAGAAAAGCAAUAUGCACUUGGCCGCUUUAGCUUUCUCUUACUAUUUUCACUGUUCAUGAUAGAAAUGCCAUACGAUAUAAUGAAAGGCACCCUCGACCAUGAGUAUAUGUUCCAUAAAACUGAAUAAAUACUAUUUGUUCGAGAUACCUACGUUUUCAAAGUAUUCUUAUUCGAUGUUUUAUUAAGUUUUAGCCACUCAUUUAUUUGAUUGAGGAUACUCACAUUUGCCUGUUUUCUUGUAUGAUUGGUUGUAAGGCUGGUUUCAAUUGUCUGUACUCUUUAGUUACGUUGUCUACAAAAACAAAUUGGACAUACCUUGCUUCGUCACUGGAAUCAUAUCAGGUCUCGUGUCCAUCACCGGUUAGUGAGUAAAUAAGAACUGAUAUACACCUUAGAAAUUAACUGAGUAUGCCCUUUUUUACUGUCUGCUGAUAAAGAUGAAUUUCUUAAAUUGUGUAAUGACCAGAGGUAUACAUCAUCGAAAAUUGGUUGGGUUUAUGACUAUGCAACCUGAGGCGAGUGUACUGGGUUUUAAAACUCACACUCUGAACAUUUUUCAAAUGGCUCCUAGUUCAUCCAAAGGUCGCUAAUCAUACUAGCUAUUACUCCCUUCCUUCCCACUACUAAUAUUUAACCCCCACCCACUGCUCCCUCCCUCCCUAUUACUACUCCCUGCCGUCUAUCAACAUCCCUUCCCACUACUUCCCCUCUAUUUACCCAAAAUAAAGAAUCACGCUUGUGAUAAGUGCUACACUUAAACAAGUACCUCACUUUGUCAAAAAGGGAAAUACACUUUAUUCUACCUACGUUUAUUUGUAAGUCAUUUACCUGCGAAGACCUUCCAUAGCUUUCAGAUCAACAAACAUCCUGUUAAACAUACUUUAGUAAUUAUGCUUUUUAUGUCGAGUAAUAAGUAGUUUUGAUCACUAGACUUUCAGCAACGAAAUCCGAACAGAUGAGGAAUUUUUGGGGGAUAAAAAUACGCCUAUAUUUGACCGUUAAAUACUAAAAUACGUUCAACAAUGCUUAUGUUUAAGUGGUUUUGAACUAUAUUUUCGUUGGGUGCCCCUGUGUUUUAACGAUAAGUGGUCGCCAUCUUGAAACUAGGGGCGAAUAUCAAGGGUCUUUACAUUAAUUGAAGAUACUAAUAUAGCAAUGAAUCUGAUUUGAUGGUCUAAAAUUGAUCAACUUUUUGCUAAUUCAAUUUGAAGCAAUAUGCACUGUGGCUCGUCCUUGGGAAGGAAUCCUCAUUGGUGCAGUGGGUGCUCUAAUAGCAUGUCCUGGAUGUUCUCUUCUUGAUCGACUCCGAAUCGAUGACCCUGUUGGCUGUGUUCCCAUCCACCUCUUUGCUUCAGUCUGGGGGCUCUUGGCUGUUGCCCUGUUUGCUGAGAAAGACAUCGUCGAUGAUAAUCUUUCUAAGGAGUUCCAGGAGUUCCGAGUCGGGAUCUUUAAGGGUGGUCCUUGGAGAUUUUUGGGAGUGCAGGCACUUACGAUUGUGGCUGUUUCCGUAUGGACCGCAACUGUUACUUUUCUGGAACUGCUAUUGGUCGAUAAGCUGGUUGGAAUGCGCGUAUCCCCACAGGAAGAACUACUGGGCGCUGACAACGUUCAACAUGGAAUUGAACGAGGCUGUAGUCAACCCGUUUGUUUGUGUGUAUCAGUCAAUUCUCCCAUCAACCAAAAGGGUCUGGAAACGAUUUCUUGUCGAUCAGAGAGACACUUUCAACGCCUGCCGACACCUCGAUCACCUUCAGGUUCUUUUUCCUUCCCAGUCAACCACCGUGUAACUCUAUUGGAUACCACGACCGAACGACAGUCAGGCGGCUUUUGUACUGGUGACAUA